AGUCGUCCUAAGCUAGGUAUCUUUCGUAAACUGUGCUAGCUGUUUUAACUUUGAUAACUUUAAAGGUAGCAUGAUAUUCUUGUUACUGGUGCUCAAGCCAAUACUAGCUGACUACUGGAUAUCUGAUCUAACAUCUCCAGGCUGUUCAGAUUGUAGACAAUAUCGGCGGCCAGGAGCUAAUUUCUCAAGUGUGGUGACAUAUCAAAACUCCAUCAUUGUCGGCGGCAGGAACGCACUGUAUGACCUGAAUUUUAAAGGAAUGAACGAUAAUGUCUAUCACGACAAGAUUGUGGAGACGGAUGAUUACGAGUACUGUAUAGCAGCUAUGGGGCAGAGACCUAUUGACUGUCACAACUACUACACCAUGCUUAUUAAACUUAGUGAUACAAACUUGUUUGUGUGCGGAACUUCCUCUUUUGCUCCUACUUGUGGCACUAGACUGAAAAGUGAGUUAUCGUACAAGUCCAAUGAAGCCAAAGUAAACUAUAUCUCCUCAAACCCCUACUCCUCCCUCCUUUAUCUACGACUUAAAGAAGUUAACUACACAGCUUACGUUGGAACAGAACUCGGCUCUAAUACACAAGACUUUGUGAUAGCGUCUGUUAACAUGAUGCCUGGAUCAUAUGCUAUGAAGGCUACCACCCCAACUGAAUCCAACACUUGGCUCAAUGCACCGAAGUUUAUUUACUCGUUUGAAUUGGACGAAUACGUUUAUUUCGUAUUUCAAGAAACAGCUGUAGAGAUUUCUCCGGAGAGAGUAUAUUCAAGAAUUGCAAGAAUCUGUAAGGACGAUACCGGAGACACCUCGCCAUUCUUCAGCAAGAAGUUUCUGACUUAUUCUAAACUCAGGAUACAGUGCUCUUACUCACAAACCGGCCAAGCUCCCUACCAGUUCGACAAAAUCAGUGGGGCCUAUUACCAAGACGAUUAUCUAUACACUGUUUUCUCUGGAUCCAACACAAUUAUCGAUACUGGCUCCGUAUUCUGUCUCUUCAAAAUGGCUGAAAUCAAACAGGCCUUCACCGGAAAGUACAAGUUCUUUGACAGAGGCUACUGGGCAGAUGAAAUGCCGGCUGGUGCUCCCUUCAGCUGUGGAGGCGACCCCAACUGGACUGCUAGUCAAGCUACUAGAUUCCAAAUGAUGGCUGAGACCCUGAAAAGCGAGCAAGUUAUUCAUUAUGACCAGGAUGAGCUCAAUUCUCUCGAUCUUUUUGUCACAAAUAUAAAAGGUAAAGAGUACAAGAUUCUCCACUCGGGAUCAAUGACUGGCAAAGUAGUCCGUGUUGGAUUUCAUAUCAACAGAUUCGGUGAACUGGAGAGCAUAAAACACGAGCAAAUCCAGGCUGGAAAUGGCCAGAUCAAACAGAUAUUCCGAGACAGCCCCAAAUCAGGGGAUGUGUACGUGUUAACAAACGACUGGAUAACGUUCCUGCCCCUACAAACUGAUUGUUCAGUUCACACCACGUGUCAAAGCUGCUCAAAUGCGUUUCCCGGUUGUGGCUGGUGCGUUAGUCCCACAUUACGAUCCACCUGUACUCGUUCCGAUCAGUGUGCCUCUAAGUCAAGCUCUUGGCAAUCAGCUUUUGAACGGUGUUCCCCUCUUGCUGACUUCAAAAUCAAACCUACGAACAUCACAGUAUCCCACAAAUCUCACGUGGUCCUCGACUGUGUCUCAACUACAAACGAAGGCAGCUACUGGAUAAAUGAGACCGGAGUUAUGUCCGAUGAUGUCAGAAUGCCCCUCAACGGAUCCCUGAUCAUACCCUCCGCCAGUCAGACGGAUAACGGGUGUUACAUAUGCGAGCUGAGAGGGGUGUCGGGGGUCGUGUCCACUAAAGCUUGCAUCACAGUUCUCAUCCCACCAUUCUUUUAUAUGAGCAACGAUGUCGAGACUAACAAUAACCUAGUGGAGAUUGAGAAAGGAAUGGACGCCUCUCUACCCUGCAACGUCGGGGGCUCACCUACACCCACCAUCAUGUGGCACAAGAUGGGCAAUCAAAUGCUGCCGGAGGGAGCCUACCUUGGUACAGAUAAUGAGCUCCGGAUAAUUCGGGCAAUAGAGGAUGACCAAGGAGAGUACCAGUGCAGUGCCAAGAACUCAGUUGGAACGACUUGGAGUGACCCUAUCAUGCUGGAUAUUAUUAUAGCGGGAAACCCAAAAGGAGACACAAGUGUACAGAGAAACAGUGACAGUAACAAAUCAAUGAUAUCCCUCGUCAGUACCGUCAGUGUCGUACUAGUCGUCAUUGUCGUCUCAAUCAUUACUGCUCAUUGCUACUGCAGACGCAAGAGCUCCAAAAAGUUCGAACAGCUAGAUCAGCGAGAUGAGAUACUGCCGGAUACAGCACGUAUCUUGACCCUAGGAUGACCCCAAUAGGAUCUCUCAGAGAUAACUCUUUGAACAGCAUUGACGCAAUGAGACAGUGUUACAGUGAAACAAGUACUCCUAGAUGGCUUCCCCCACACACAAUAAUGUCAGCCCCGCUUGGUAGCGAUAAUAUGCCACCGCCGCCCUACCAGCAGUACUUCCUGGAGCGACAGCUCAUGAACAGUCUACAACCUAGAAGCUUCUACGAGAACGUUACGUUACAGAACAGCUAUAUGACUGCUCAACCAGGAGGGUUUCCCCCACAACCACCCUCUCCAACUGAGCAGGUACCCAUCUCCUUCAACCAAGAGCUCCCCUACGCAAGAGUGGGUACAGGGAUGAUCAAGAGUAGGAAUCCAGGAUACUACUUUCCUUACAACCCGAACAAUAUGAACACAUCUCAAUCUCAACCUACUCCUACCCCUAUCUACUCUUCAGCCGCCUACCUACCCAACACCAUGAACAUUACAAACUCUAGACCAAUGCUGUCUAACCCACUAGAAAACAACUCUUUGUUGGGCAGGCUGCCAAUGCACGGUUCCCCUCUAGGACAGCACCAACCAAGAACUCAUGUAUACGAUGAAAUUGUGGUGCCGGAGGAAAUUCUCCUGCACCCUGAUCAGAGGUUACCAGGAGUGCUGUCACCGGCUGGUGACAGAAUAGCUACACCAGGAAGUGACACAUUGGUCAGCUCGCCCGACGACAUGUCAACUAGUGACAGACUGGUUUUGCCGCCCCUAGACUCGUUAGAAAGGCCCCCCAUCCCUCCUCGUCCCACCCGGACUCCAUCCCGGAGUCCGCCUGCUAUUCCCACUUCUAUAUGUGAGGAGCAGGUCGGCUGAGGGACUCACUUUAGGACAAUUAUAGUUCAUCAGUUCAUGUUAUGUUUUGUUGUUUCAUAUCUCGAGAUUGUCGGUUCUGGAAAAUGCGAAGAUUGCUAGACAGUGGUUGUUGUCAGCUAGUAGCAUGUUAUUGACGCAAGAAAGGCGCAGCAAACUUGACUUUUCUCUGGAAAGAGAAUAAGACUGCGAAUCUUAAGACUGUUUUUACGAUUUUGAUGAAUUUAAUGAUCGAUAUUUUGAUGUGUUGAUUGUAUUGAUAAUUUCAAGACUCUAUCAUCAUUUUAUUUGUUUAUAUAUGAGGUUGCUGUGAUGUUACGAGGCGAAAUUAAAGUUUUUACCUCUCCUGUUUAUUGUUUAUAAAAGGUCUUGCUAGAUAAAAUGGAAAACGAACUUCCUAGUAGACCUAAAACUAACCCAGUAAAUUUAUCAUCAAUUGUAUUUAUUUCUUAGUUAAAUCUUGAUUCAUUACACACUAAUUAUUAACGUUUUAGUUGAACUUUAGUCCUAAAAUUUAUUUGUUUAUAUUCAUAUUAACUGUCUUUUGAUUUAUCAUUUAGGUAUACUUUAGGUUUUAUAAAGUCCUAACACAUUGCAUAAUUGACUGAUAUUGCAUUUUGUUUGGACACGUGGGUGUUGAACAUAUUUUUAGGCUCGGAAUGCCAGAAUGAGACUAAGCAACAGGCUAUACAAUUAACCGUUUUGUUUUAUUCGUUUCACUCUGUAUCUGCUCAUACAGCGUUUAUGUUUUCUGUUUUUUUACUGCUUGAUAUGUAAAUAUACACAUUUCCCGUCAUGUCCCUAAUGAUAGUUAAAAUCAAAAAUGUUAAAUUAUUUAUUUUUUUACAAUUACAAA
Bolinopsis microptera is the source of this 4063-nucleotide messenger RNA. RefSeq names its product semaphorin-1A-like. Gene Ontology annotation, biological process: positive regulation of cell migration; axon guidance; semaphorin-plexin signaling pathway. NCBI's taxonomy places the organism in Eukaryota, Metazoa, Ctenophora, Tentaculata, Lobata, Bolinopsidae. Gene Ontology annotation, molecular function: semaphorin receptor binding; chemorepellent activity. The coding region runs from base 71 to 2368 and encodes 765 amino acids. The transcript is spliced from 17 exons. The record is from RefSeq and is a predicted model, not a curated record.